This is a messenger RNA of Trichobilharzia szidati, 1868 nucleotides long. NCBI's taxonomy places the organism in Eukaryota, Metazoa, Platyhelminthes, Trematoda, Strigeidida, Schistosomatidae. The record is from the annotation of a GenBank genome assembly.
CGGGUGUUUUGAUUGUUGCGUCACUCUCUUAGGGUUAUGACGAUGUGAAAUGAAUUUCCUAUUUGGGAAUCGGUUAUGCAGUAAAACAUUCAAGCCGAGGAAAAACGCCUCUGAGCACAAUAGUAAUAAUAAUAACAACACCAAUAAUAACAAUACUAAUACUAAUAAUAAUCACAACAACAAUAAUAAUCAUGAUAACAAUAGUAAACAGCAUGAUAUACUACCAGAGACAGCUGCUACACUUGGAAGUGGUGAUUUAAGACUGGCUGUUCGUCUUCCAGAAGGUGAAGAUCUACACGAAUGGAUCGCCAUAAAUACUGUAGACUUUUUCAAUCAAAUCAAUAUGUUGUAUGGAACAUUGAUAGAAUUUUGUACAGAUGAUACAUGUCCAAUUAUGUCAGCUGGUCCAAAAUAUGAAUAUCAUUGGGCAGAUGGGCAAACAGUGAAAAAACCUCUGAAAUGCUCUGCUCCUCACUAUAUUGACUGUUUAAUGAUAUGGAUACAAAAACAGUUGGAGAAUGAAGCGAUAUUCCCUUCAAAAAUUGGUGCACCAUUUCCUCGUGAUUUUUUAAAUGUUGUCAAGGUUAUUCUGAAGCGGUUAUUUCGUGUUUAUGCACAUAUUUAUUAUCAGCAUUUCUCUGAAGUUCGUGAUCUACAAGAAGAAGCUCAUUUAAAUACAAGUUUUAAACAUUUUAUAUUUUUUGUAUUGGAAUUCAAUUUAGUUCAAAAGCGUGAAUUGGUUCCUCUUCAACACUUGAUCGACUUACUCACUGGAGAUACUACAUCUUCAAAUGAUAAGAAAAUGAUGAGUGACUCUGCAUCAACAGAUAAUAACUAUUAUUGUGAUAAUAAUAAUAAUAAAAUACACAACGCGACCACAGGUCCGUCGAAUAGCAGUUCCACAACGAAUCAUCGGUCUUCUCAAAAUGGUAAUAGUAAUGCUAACACAACUAAGGAUAACUGAAGUUGCCUUAUAUAAUUAUCAGCGUACACACAAACACACACUCAGAGACAUAUAAUCACUCACAUGUUGCCUUUCAGCACGACUAUUACUACACUAGUACUACUGUCGUACAGCUAGUAACAACAUCAUCGUCGGGAUAAGGUUCGGGUUCACUGUUUAUGACUGACUGUCACCAAUGUGUACUUGCUUAAAUCAUUACUGCUCUGCGCUUGCUUACUGCUCCGACUACUACUCUCUACACUACACUUCGCCUUUUGUUAAUUUUUACAAAAGAAAUCUAACUUGAUGCUUUCAUUAUUACUCUUUAAUCCAUUAUAUGUUUCAUAGUGGGAGAAUGAUUAGGUUUGUCUGUGUAUGUGCGUGCGUGCGUGUAUGUGUAUUUGCUUCUGUGCUUGUGUGCCUUCGUGUAGGAGUGUUUAUUAUGGGGGGGGGGCCUUAAUCUUCUAUCUUAUCUCUAUGCCUGAACAGACUACUAUUCAUAUUACUAUAUGCAAGUGCGUGUGUGCUUGUUUUUGCAUGCGUGUGUAUGUAUGUGUAUAUAUAUAUAAAUAUAUUAUUACAUAUGUUGUAUAAUCAGGUGGUGCACACAUACACACACACACUCACUUCGUUAUUUAUGUACAAGUUUUUGAGUAUGUGGAGGUGAAUAGGUCAACAUCUCAAAGAUUUUUGAUAUGAUCAAGAAGAUAUAUAUGUAUGGACAAUCUGUGUUGUUGUGUGAACACACAAUUCAUUAUUAAGAAAAAAAAUGGAGUAAUAGUAAUAAUAAUAAUAAUAAUGAUAGUACAAUUUGUAUUGAUGCAUUUCUGUUGUGUUUUUUUUCUUUUCAACUCACUGUAUGUAUUCCCCAGUGGAACUUUGGUGGUGGUUUCAAGCCUAUUUUCUUAAAAUUCACUGAUCAAGG